Molecule: messenger RNA, 1884 nt
Organism: Portunus trituberculatus (swimming crab)
Lineage: Eukaryota; Metazoa; Arthropoda; Malacostraca; Decapoda; Portunidae
Product: endonuclease 8-like 3
Exons: 12
Coding region: 207-1634 (475 amino acids)
Biological process (GO): base-excision repair
Cellular component (GO): nucleus
Molecular function (GO): zinc ion binding; DNA N-glycosylase activity; damaged DNA binding
Source: RefSeq, a predicted model, not a curated record
UCCCCGCUGAUGGAUCCCUCCAUCCCUCACCCCCUUACUACCUACGACCCGCGCGCCAUCUGUUGGAAGCGAGGUUCCCUUAUCAAUUCCUCUAGCCCGCCCAUUGAACUCGUAUAUCCUCCCUAGAAUCCUUGGGUCUGCCCCAGGGCAGGGAACGCUUCUACACUCCUACAGCCGCAGCGCUCCAGUCAGUCCAAUGAGGCAGGAUGGUUGAAGGCCCAGGAUGCAAGUUGAAUGGGGAGAAACUGAAGAAGAGAGUCAUAGGGCAAAAGGUUGUUGGCCUCGCUGGCACCUCUCUCCAAAAGAGCAGAAUUCAGAAGCCAGAUGAAGCCAUGGCAUAUAACUGCUUUGUGGGGAAGAGAGUCACUGAUGUCAAGACUUUAGGGAAAGAACUUUUUGUGUUUGUAGAGGCAGAGUUCUGCUUGAGGGUGCACUUCCUGAUGAAUGGCAGCCUGAGGUUCAACAAUGAGUUCAUGCAGUCAGAUACUAAGAAGAAGGAAUCAGUUCUCAAACUGAUUCUCAGCACAGAUUGUGUGUACUUCUACGAUAUUUCCCUUGAGAUAAGAUCUGCUUUUGAGUCCCAGCAGAAGUAUAAAGAACUUAUUGACUUGGACAUCUGUUCCCCAACCUUCAACCUCCAGCGAGCAGUGCACACCAUCAGGCAGCAUACCACACGCCUCAUAUGUGAUGUCGUACUGGACCAAUUGGUGCUGCCUGGGGUGGGGAACAUUAUAAAAAAUGAGGCACUCUUUAAUGCAGGAAUCAACCCAAAUACCAAAGUUGAUGAAUUGAAUGAAGAUCUCAUCAUUCUUCUUGUCAAAAUGAAUAGAGAUUUUACCAAGCUAUUUUAUGAGUGCCGCAGGGAUGGCAAAAACCUUUACAAGUUCAUGAAAAUCUACAAGAAGAGUGAGUGCCAGGAGUGCAGGAGGAAAGUGGUGCAGUGCAAGGUUGGAGAGUAUGAGAGACUUACCUUUUACUGUCCAGGCUGCCAAAAUAAUACCAUGAAGCUUCCCAUAAAGAGCUCCCUUCUUGGAUGGGUUUUCCACCAGCAAGAUGUAUGGAGUUGUGUUGCAUGUACCCUGGAGAAUGAGGUAGCCAGCUGGCGCUGCAGCUUGUGCCUCACUCCCCGGCCACCUCCAGAGAGUUUCCCCGCACUGCACCACAACCCCUCGGCCACAGCCACCGGCACCAAGAGAACCUUGGAUGGUGGAAUGCAGAGUCCAGGGAGCUCCAAGAGAUCAACUUCAGUCGGGGAUCCUUCCAACUUUCAGUCCUCAGGCCAUGUCAAACAUUCAUCUUCCUCUGCUACCUCUCAUGGAGGUGAUCAUGACAGAGUUGUGUGUCCAGGCCACAAAACUGAAGCCAGGAAGUGUAAGGUGGUAAAGGAAGGUGACAACAAGGGCAGAGUUUUCUAUACCUGCAGCAAGCCACAGGGACAGCAGUGCAAGUUCUUCUUGUGGGGUGACAACCACCACCCGAUGUGUCACCACGGCAAGGUCACCGUCCAACGCACAGUGCUCAAACUUAAUGCUAAUAAUGGCCGUCACUUCUACUGCUGCUCUAGACCUAAAAACAAACAAUGUGACUUUUUCCAGUGGGUGGAUGCUGAAGUGGGGUUGGUGAGCUUGGCCUAAGUGAAGAGCACUGUGCCUCUGUGUCUUCAUACCUGCGCUUCAAUAAGUACCAGCGAGCACAGCGCUUGCGGUCCAUUGAGGCAUGUUUCCAGGAUGUGAAGGACACCAGGCUGGUGGAUGACAGCUACACAGUGGAGGAGGUGAUGGAGCUUCUGGACUGCCUUGGUGAUGUAGUGAAGGCAGAGGUGGAGGGGGAGUUGCUCCAUGCUUGCCACACUAACUCCCUCCUCCUCACAAAACUGCUCAAACA